Molecule: messenger RNA, 2318 nt
Organism: Anneissia japonica
Lineage: Eukaryota; Metazoa; Echinodermata; Crinoidea; Comatulida; Comatulidae
Exons: 6
Coding region: 197-1090 (297 amino acids)
Source: RefSeq, a predicted model, not a curated record
CAAGUCGGUGUUUUCUUGUAAUAUUCAUAGCAAGACUCUGUGUAGAUGAAGACAGACGAUACUCUGGUAUUUUUGCUUUUAAGGAGCUUAGUAUUUAAGAACUUAAGAAUUUCGAAGAAGUUUGGCGGUGUAGAAGUUCGACAUUAUUGAAUUGUUCUUUGAUACAGGGCAUGCUCGUAUCUUGUAAAUUAUAGAAAUGUUGGUAGUAUACAUGUUCGCAAUCUACUUUGCAGUUUGUCAGACAGCAGCUGGAGACGCUGAUUCCGACUCGCAGCCUGAAGAUAAUAACUAUUAUAUGGUACCUUUGAUGGAAGCCACCAAAAUCGAGUUCGAGCUUAAUAUUUCCAAUCCUACGAAUACAUUCGUCUGUUUCUCAUCAGUUAAUAAUGAAAGCAUAGCCCUGCUAAUUAGUGAUCAACAUAAUGUUUGUUCAAAUGAUAUAAUAAAUAUCAGCAGAACAACAAAUGAUUGUAAAAUAACAAUAAACGAAACUGAAAAUACUCAUGACUGUAAAAAUAUAAGUAAUAUUCACAUACAUAUUGAGUUCGAGACGGGAGAGCGUGGCGACCAGUUCACUGAAGAAACCGGCGACUUAAACAUCAGAUCAAUUAAGCCCGAUCAAUUAUACAUCUAUACGAUUCGUCCGUGCAAUUUAGGCUCGGAUCUGUGUGAAAGUUCUCCGUGCCUUGACGGAUGGGCUUGCGAAAACUUUGAAACAUAUUAUGCAUGUACAUCAAGUAGCUGUACCGAAUCAGAAUGUGAAAACUGCAAUGGUGUCAACAAAAACACAAAAUUCAUUUGCGGAGAACCUUGUUCCUAUAAUCAUUUAGGAUUAAAGUGUAAUCCAAGGCCUAGUAACAGUACAUCAGGUGAUUGCUGCUUUCUUUCCAUAACUGAAGAUCAGAAAUGCAGUAGCCCUACUGAAUCCCCGGAGGUAGAGAAUGGUUUUACUGUCUUCACUACAAAUCUUAUUAUGCAGAUGGUUUUUACCGGGACAGCAGUUCUAGUCCUAGUUAUUGGAUGUAUCUGUGUUUUAAUGGCUUUCGUAACAAAGCCAUCGAAUAGAAUCAAACCAACUGGAGAAUAUUAAGAGUAUUCUUAUCGUAUUUAACGUAAGCGCAGACUAUCGUUUCAACGAGCUUAAACAAAGCGAACAUUAAAUUGAAUUGAUACAGAUAUUUAAUAAAUAUAAAGAGUUUAAACCACGAUAUGUUUCGAUGGUUCAACCAUCAUUAUCAAGUGAAAGUAACUACUGCUAAACAUUAAGCUUCUAUAGCUAGGGAGUCAUACAAGAAUAAGGUGUUCGACCAAGGGGAAGACAGGCAUAUACAUGAUAUAUGCCUCAUAUACAUGAGGCAUAUAUAUAUAUAUAUAUAUAUAUAUAUAUAUAUAUAUGAAUCUAAAAAUAUAUAUGAGAUGUAUAAAUAGAGAGAUACAGUAUAUGUAGGAAUAUAUAACCUAACAUCUAAACAACACAUUUAUAAUAGCGGCACAAACAUAUCUAUACUGUAGUAAAGAAAAACGUUUGAAUGUCACCUCGUGCAGCUCUCUGAGAUGCAAAUGACAGGCUCCUUAUGGAGACAUAAUGAAUGUUAGAUAAAUGUAAACUAAAUUGUGUAUUUAAUCACAAUUAUGUAGCAUACUAUUCAGAAUAUUUAAGUCGCCCUCGUGACGUCAUUUUGUAUGUAUAAUUGCGAAUAUAAUUAGUUAUCAGAAUACCUUGUUAAUACCUUUUUGUAACGUGACGGGUAUUUUAGUUGUUGGAUACCUUUGUGGGACUCUUAUUCAAGAGAAUAGAGACCAUCAGUGUGUGGCGCUUAAUAUAUCUUAUUAGAGUGUUAACGUGGUAUUGCACAUUUUGCCUUGGUGUAACGUUAGUAUUAUUUAUUUUUAACAUCGGUUAUCUGUUUCUAGUGGUAGAAAAGUACUCGAGAAUGAGUACAACAGAAGGGGCGGAAAUGGUAUAGAGUGAUAUAGGCCUACAUAGGUAAGGUAUCAUCAUAGUAAUGGAUAUAACUUGUAGCAUCCCACCUUUUCAGUACAAGUACACUGUAGUAGCUCUGAUGAUAUCGCAUAAUAGAGUCAUGAGGUGACGCCUGCUGAAAGUUAUGAUGUAUUCAUAAGUAUCUUAUUACGUAAACUUAUAAGGCACUAUCUUACUUUGCAUUUUUGAAUAAACAUACCCAUCGUUAAUGAAUGUUAAUUAGAAUAAAAUGAAUAAGUAUGCAUGUACUUCGAAUUGGUUGGUAUAAACGAUUUCUAAAUUCACGCUUAAAUGUCUUGUGAUUUUUAUGUGCAACAGAAUAAACGAAAUAAAA